GUUUGAAUGACCCUCUGCAGUGUUUCUUUCCAGACUCUCUGGACAAUCAGUCGUGGACGCCAUCAUUCGCUGCCCGUUCCUGUCUCGAGUCCCUCAGACCUUCCUGCAGCAGGCUAGAAAGUCCUUGGUGGCGUACGCCGUGAAGUGUCCCGUCAUGAUGGACCUUGCGUCGAGGCCGCUGGUGCGCUCGCUCUGCUCCUCGUCCUCCAGCUUCCAGAAAAGUGAGGGCACUCCUCCAGCCGGCGAGGGAGCCAAAGAGGCGGCUAGAGUGCACCCCGCGCCGCCCGCCGGUCAAGCGUCCGCCUCCAGAUGCCCGUUCCUGGCGGCUGAGAUGGGGCAGAGGAACAGCGGCGUGGUGCGGCAGGCCAGCAUGGCGCUUCAGGAGGACGUCUCUGAAGUUCGCACCGUGUGCAAAGGUUUGUGAGGAAGUGUUUUAGUGUGUUGGGCUCCGCUGUGGUUUACUGUAUGUUAGGGGUUGUGAAGUAAUGCGUUUACAAAACUGUUUGGUCAGGCCAGAUGAUAUGCCUGCAAGAUU
Messenger RNA from Sinocyclocheilus grahami, 535 nucleotides. Its product is annotated as 5-aminolevulinate synthase, nonspecific, mitochondrial-like. The coding region runs from base 155 to 424 and encodes 89 amino acids. The transcript has 2 exons. Gene Ontology annotation, cellular component: mitochondrial matrix. Gene Ontology annotation, biological process: porphyrin-containing compound metabolic process. The record is from RefSeq and is a predicted model, not a curated record. NCBI's taxonomy places the organism in Eukaryota, Metazoa, Chordata, Actinopteri, Cypriniformes, Cyprinidae. Gene Ontology annotation, molecular function: 5-aminolevulinate synthase activity; pyridoxal phosphate binding.